CCCCGCCCCCUCCCCGCGGUUCCCGCGCUCCUCCCCCUCUCGCGAGGCCGCGCGCGCGCCGGGCCAUGGCGGGACCGAGCGGGAGGAACCUGCCGUGGGUGGAGAAGUACCGGCCGCGGGCGCUGUCGGAGCUGGUGUCGCACCGGGACAUCCUCAGCACCAUCCCCCUGCCCUCCCCCAGUCCAGCGGUUCAUCAGUGAGGACCGGCUGCCCCACCUGCUGCUCUACGGCCCCCCCGGCACCGGGAAGACCUCCACCAUCCUGGCAUGUGCACGGCAGCUCUACCGCGAGAAGGAGUUCAGCUCUAUGGUGUUGGAGCUGAAUGCAUCGGACGACCGCGGCAUUGACAUCGUGCGAGGGCCCAUCCUGAGCUUUGCCAGCACCAGGACCAUCUUCAAGAAAGGCUUCAAGCUCGUCAUCCUGGAUGAAGCUGAUGCCAUGACACAGGAUGCACAGAACGCUCUGCGCCGAGUGAUUGAGAAGUUCACUGAGAACACUCGCUUCUGCCUCAUCUGCAACUACCUCUCCAAGAUCAUCCCAGCCCUGCAGUCCCGCUGCACCCGCUUCCGCUUCGGGCCCCUCACCCCCGAGCUGAUGGUGCCUCGGUUGCAGCACGUCAUCCAGGAGGAGGGGGUGGACGUGAGUGAGGAUGGGAUGAAGGCGCUGGUGACGCUCUCGAGCGGUGACAUGCGCAGAGCCCUCAACGUCCUGCAGAGCACCUCCAUGGCCUUUGGGAAGGUGACAGAGGAGAAUGUCUACACCUGCACAGGACAUCCCCUCAAGGCCGACAUCGCCAACAUCCUCGACUGGAUGCUCAACCAGAACUUCUCCACUGCCUAUCACAAAAUCAUGGAGCUGAAGACACUGAAGGGCCUGGCUCUGCAGGACAUCCUCACCGAGAUCCACCUCUUUGUGCACAGAGUUGAUUUCCCACCCUCAGUCCGCAUCCAGCUGCUGAUCAAGAUGGCAGACAUUGAGUACCGGCUGGCUGCAGGCACCAGCGAGAAGGUGCAGCUGAGCUCCCUCAUCGCAGCGUUCCAGGACACCAGGGACCUGAUUGUGGCUGAAGCAUGAGUCGGGCUGGAGCUGCCCCAGGUCUGCUCUGUGUACUCUGUGGUUCCUUCCCACACGCAGCCCAAGGGACAAAAGACAGGCAGUGUUGUAUCUAUGCUUCAUUGGGAAAUGCAAACAUCUCUGAAGGCAA
Messenger RNA from Coturnix japonica (Japanese quail), 1204 nucleotides. RefSeq names its product replication factor C subunit 5 (gene RFC5). Gene Ontology annotation, molecular function: ATP hydrolysis activity; ATP binding; DNA binding. Gene Ontology annotation, cellular component: nucleus; DNA replication factor C complex. The record is from RefSeq and is a predicted model, not a curated record. Lineage: Eukaryota; Metazoa; Chordata; Aves; Galliformes; Phasianidae. Gene Ontology annotation, biological process: DNA-templated DNA replication; DNA repair.